UGUUUUUAAAAGCCCUAAAACAUUUUCAAAUGGACAUUCGACAAUUGGAUAUUGUUCAAGGCGAUUUUGCUCAGGAUUAAUCUUUUCAAUCAAUUUUGGGGUUCCUCAUACUGCUCUUGAAGGAAGAUGCAUACACACUUCUAUCAAGAUUUUGGAGACAAUAUUGAGAUAUGACAACUACAACUACAAGAAACAAGACAUGGUCAUGGACCGAUGAAGUGCUUCCCUUUGUUGCUAUGUUAUUGAUAACAUGCUUAGAUAUGAGCGUCCUCACAAUAGUUAAAGCCGCUAUGAAUGGUGGUAUGAAUAGUUUUGUUUAUAUUGUUUACCAUGAUGCCCUUGGAACAUUGAUUCUUUUUCCAUUUUUCAUCAUCCAUACCUUCAGAAACGUUGGGCGGCCUCCACUCACGUUCCGUAUACUUUUCAGAUUCUUCGUACUUGGCCUUUUAGGGCUUUGUCUUUUUCAAGUUCUUGUGUAUAUUGGUAUUGGCUACAGCUCUCCAACCAUGGCAAGUGCCAUUGCUAAUUUGACUCCCGGGAACACGUUCUUGAUUGCAGUAGCUUUCGGGAUGGAGAAAAUAGACAUAAAAAGUUCAAGUAGUCGAGCAAAAUUAUUUGGCACAAUAGUAGCAAUAACAGGAGCAAUGGUGUUCACAUUUUAUAAAGGCCCAGAAAUUUUUAACAUGAUUUCCUCUUCUGAUUAUUCACCCAAUCAUCGGCUUCUUUUCUCACAAGCAUCCGAUUGGAUUUUUGGAGGUUUGAUUCUUGUGAUUGGUGGAAUCGUUGGUUCCAUUUGGAAUGUUUUACAAUCAUCGACAUCUAGAGAAUACCCUGAUCAAGUUACAAUUAUUUUUUUCUUCUGCCUUUUUGGGACAAUUCAAUGUGUAGUUUUAUCCUUGUUCUUAGUGAAAAAUCCAAUCGAUUGGGUGCUGCCACCUGGCAUCGCGAUAUUUGCUGUUGUUUUUGGGGGGGUAUUUUCCACUGCAUUUCGUAGUAGUGCUGUGAUUUGGUGCUUGAAGAAAAAAGGUCCAGUUUUUGUUGCAAUGUUCAAUCCCCUCUCUAUAGUAAUUGCAAGCACCAUGGGUGUCAUUUUUCUUGGUGAUUCACUUCAUUUAGGAAGUGCAAUUGGAGCUGUGAUAGUUGCUGGAGGAUUUUAUACAGUGAUGUGGGGCCAGGCUAAACAGAAGAAGAUGGAGACGAAUAUUUUGGAUGGUGCAGAUGAACCCGGAUCAUCAAAUCCUACGACUCCUCUCCUUUCAUCUGUAAAUGAAUCGAAAUGUUAAUUUGUUGUGAAAUUGAGUAUCAAAUGGAGAAAUAAUGAUUUAUAGAAAAAAUAAAGUAAAUAAUAGAGUAAUGUUUAAAAGAGAAUUCAAAA
Messenger RNA from Lactuca sativa (garden lettuce), 1375 nucleotides. RefSeq names its product WAT1-related protein At5g40240. Lineage: Eukaryota; Viridiplantae; Streptophyta; Magnoliopsida; Asterales; Asteraceae. The record is from RefSeq and is a predicted model, not a curated record. Gene Ontology annotation, cellular component: membrane. Gene Ontology annotation, molecular function: transmembrane transporter activity.